This is a messenger RNA of Acanthosepion pharaonis, 3723 nucleotides long. The record is from the annotation of a GenBank genome assembly. Lineage: Eukaryota; Metazoa; Mollusca; Cephalopoda; Sepiida; Sepiidae.
AUGUCGGACCCAACUUCAGAUCCCUUUUCUGUGGCUAGUCCCGAUGGAUCUCAAAGUCGAAGAGGUGAUCCUGUAACUUCUAGUCCUGGUCGUGAUCUCCCCCCGUUCGAGGAUGAAUCCGAGUUGGCCGAUGCUGCUAUUGAUGAGGAGGAAGAAGGAGAAGAAUUAUUUGGAGACAAUUUUGAACAGGAUUAUCGUGCUAUUCCAGCCCUGGAUGUUUAUGCUAAAGACGGCUUGGAUGAUGAUGCUGAUUUCUCGGAUCUCUCUGAAGGGGCUCGCCAAGAGGCUGAAAAAGAAAUGAAGAAACGUGACCGUGAAGAGGGCUUAGCCUCUGGAAGGAUGCGAAGGGGGCUAAUGUACGAUGAUUCUGAUGAAGAUGAAGAUCGCCCAACUAGACGUAGACGUGUAGCUGAGAGGGCCGCAGAGGGUGCAAUGGAUGAAGAUGACGAAGAGAUUGAAAGUAUUGAGAAUCUGGAAGACAUGAAAGGCCACUCUGUCCGUGAAUGGGUUACCAUGUUGGCACCAAAGACUGAAAUUAAGAACCGUUUCAAAAAUUUCCUGAGAACUUUCAUUGAUUCCAAAGGCCAUAAUGUUUACAGAGAGAAGAUUAGGCAAAUGGUGGAAGCCAAUCAACAGAGCCUUGUGAUAGAUUACAAUAUGUUGGCUUCAGCCGAGCAGGUUUUGGCUUACUUUUUACCUGAAGCCCCAGCAGAAAUGUUGCCCACAUUUGAUGAGGCUGCCAAAGAAGUUGUUUUAAACAUGUACCCAAAUUAUGAAAGGAUUGCAAAAGAAAUUCACCUACGAAUUGCUGAAUUGCCGCUUAUUGAAGACAUCCGGUCUCUGAGGCAGUUACAUUUGAAUCAACUGAUUAGGACAAGUGGUGUUGUGACCAGCACCUCUGGUGUGUUACCCCAAUUGAGCGUUAUUAAAUAUGAUUGUAACAAAUGUAACUUUGUUUUGGGACCGUUUUAUCAAUCUCAAAAUCAAGAAGUUCGUCCUGGUUCCUGCCCUGAGUGUCAAUCAAGCGGCCCUUUUGAAAUCAAUAUGGAACAGACUGUUUACAAAAAUUACCAACGGAUCACAAUCCAGGAAAGCCCAGGCAAAGUUCCCCCUGGAAGAUUGCCUCGUUCCAAAGAUGCUAUUUUACUUGAUGAUCUGGUAGAUCAGUGCAAACCUGGAGAUGAAAUUGAAUUGACUGGAAUUUAUCACAACAACUAUGACGGAUCCCUCAACACAGCCAAUGGUUUCCCUGUGUUCGCAACUGUCAUCCAAGCAAAUUUCAUCAGCCGAAAAGAUGAAAAACUUGCUGCUGCCAGUAUGACUGAUGAUGAUGUGAAGGCAAUCGUUGCUUUGUCUAAGGAUGAAAGAAUUGCAGAAAGAAUAUUUGCCAGCAUUGCUCCUUCAAUUUAUGGCCACGAAGAUAUCAAAAAAGCAAUUGCACUUUCCCUUUUUGGGGGUGAAUCUAAAAAUCCAGGUGGAAAGCACAAAGUAAGAGGAGACUUAAAUGUUUUGAUUUGUGGUGAUCCUGGAACUGCCAAAUCCCAAUUCUUGAAGUAUGUUGAAAAGAUUGGACACCGUGUCGUCUUCACUACAGGCCAGGGAGCAUCUGCAGUUGGUUUGACUGCAUAUGUGCAAAGAAACCCAGUAUCCAGGGAGUGGACCCUGGAAGCUGGUGCUCUGGUUUUGGCUGAUAAAGGAAUUUGUCUCAUUGAUGAGUUUGAUAAGAUGAACGACCAGGAUCGUACAAGUAUCCAUGAGGCCAUGGAACAGCAAAGUAUUUCCGUAUCAAAAGCUGGCAUUGUUACUUCUCUUCAUGCUCGAUGUGCCGUGAUUGCAGCAGCCAAUCCAAUUGGAGGAAGAUACGACCCUUCACUAACCUUUGCUGAAAAUGUUGAUCUGUCUGAACCAAUUUUGUCUCGUUUUGACGUCUUGUGUGUUGUAAGAGACACAGUUGAUCCCAUCCAGGAUGAACGUUUAGCGAGAUUUGUGGUCAGCAGUCACAUGAAACACCAUCCAAACAGCAAUGAUGACAUCCAAUGGGACGAAACAAUGGUUUCUUUAAAUGUGUCUGGGAUUGAACCAAUUCCUCAAGAUCUUCUCAAGAAAUACAUCAUUUACUCCAAAGAGAAAGCCCAUCCAAAGCUCCACCAAAUGGAUCAGGACAAAGUAGCCAAAAUGUAUUCAGAAUUGAGACGAGAAUCUAUGGCCACUGGUAGCAUCCCCAUCACAGUGCGUCAUAUUGAAUCCAUGAUACGAAUGGCUGAGUCCCAUGCCCGAAUGCAUCUCCGGGAUUAUGUCAAUGAAGAUGAUGUCAAUAUGGCCAUUCGAAUUAUGCUUGAAAGCUUCAUCAGCACCCAAAAGUUUAGCGUUAUGAGAAGCAUGAGAAAGACUUUCAGCCGUUAUUUGGCUUUCCGAAAAGACAACAAUGAAUUGUUGCUGUUUAUCCUGAAACAACUCGCCCAGGAGCAAAUGACAUUCCAAAGGAAUCGUUUUGGUAUCCAGCAGGAACAGAUUGAAAUAAACGAGAAAGAUUUGGCAGACAAAGCCCGGCAAAUAAACAUUCACAACCUGACAACAUUUUUUGAUAGUGACCUUUUCAAAGCAAAUCCUUGGUUAUUCCUUAUUAUUAUUGUGAUGGGGGACUUCGGACCGGACUCUGGCGGCAGAGUUAAGGGAAUCACCAUCAUCAAGCCAAUUGUCUAUGGAAACAUUGCUCGUUAUUUUGGUAAGAAGAGAGAAGAAGAUGGUCAUACACAUCAGUGGACAGUUUAUGUUAAGUCCUUCAGAAACGAGGACAUGUCAAGUUAUGUAAAGAAGGUCCACUUUAAGUUACAUGAAAGUUAUCCCAACCAAAACAGAGUUGUGACAAAACCACCGUACGAAGUGACAGAAACUGGAUGGGGUGAAUUUGAAGUUGUCAUCAAAAUUUACUUUAAUGACACCAACGAGCGUCCAGUGACACUUUACCAUUUGCUGAAGCUCUUCCAAAGUGAAACGGACAUAAUGUUGGGAAAAAAGUCUUUGGUGUCUGAAUUUUAUGAUGAAUUGAUGUUCCAGGACCCAACACAAGUCAUGCAACAAAUGUUAACAAAUGUACGGCCAAUCAUGAUGGGAACUUAUCGCCAUGAAACAGACUUUGAAGAAAAACGUGAGAAAACUGUAAGUAACAUCCUCAAUGCCAAAAACAAAAUCCGCUACGAAAUUGCCGAGUUGAAUGAACGUCUAAAACAGAGCAAGGAAGUGAUACAAAAAUACAAAAAUGAAAUCUUGAAAAUGGAAGAAUCUGAUGAUGUUGUUGCCCCUGCAUCUUUGGGAACAACAACGCCCUCUUCAUCUGCACCUGGGACUCCUGUGGCCACUCCCACACCAAAUGUACCCAUAUCUACACCAGUGGUGGAUGGUGUGGCUACAAUUCCUGCUACUAUAGCAACUGCUCUGCCAGAAAUUGCUACGUCCAUCACUUUGUCAACAACACCAUCUUUCUUUUUUCUUCGUUUUUGUAUUUUUCUUUUUUUCUUCUCUUUGUUUUCUUAUUCUUCCUCGAUUUUCUUAUUUUUCUUCAUCUUUUUCACCUUAUUCACAUUCAUUCACUUUAUUCCUUCAUUUUUUUCCUUUUCUCUUCUCUUUUCUUCCCUUUUUUCUCUCUCUCCUUACAAAUCUUUCUUUUUCUUAGCCACUAGAAUUUGUCAUAUUCUUUCUUUGGAAAGCCGUCAGAGCUGGUAA